GGGGCGGGCCCCGGGAGGGGAGGGGCCAGCCCAGCCCAGUGCGCGGCCCGCGCGAAGUCCUCUCGCCUUACUCAGCCGCCCUGGGGGGCUGCAGGGGAGGCUGCGGGCCGUGGGGGCCGGAGGAGAAGCCGGCUCCACGUGCAGCUGCUGGCGAAUGAGGAAAGAUCCAGCUCUGACAGAAUAAUGAGUUGUGUAAAGUGAAGGCCAAAUGACAUCACCAGAGAUGGCAGUAGUUCAAAGAAAGCAAAGCAGAGGAAUUGAACUGCUGCAGAAUGCACGACUCUCAAACAUUGUCUCAGCAGCAGCAUCAUAUCUGUUUAUAAAAGUUGAGGAAGUACUGUAUUUCCAGCUUAGGAAACUGAAGAUUCCUCUGGCCUCAGAUGACCAGGCACCACUAGAUACAGCAUACUGCACUUUCCUUCUCCAAGUCACUUCCUGCCUUGUGACCACACACCCGGCCUUGACAAAGCUGUUCUGCAGAUCAGAAAGAAGGGGUUCCUGGUCAUACACCAGUACUACCAAGGACAGCUUUUUUCCUACAAGGUCUGUUACCUAAAGCAAUAAAAAAUGGCCAGAGGAUCAGUGUCCGAUGAGGAAAUGAUGGAGCUCAGAGAAGCUUUUGCCAAAGUUGAUACUGAUGGCAAUGGAUACAUCAGCUUCAAUGAGUUGAAUGACUUGUUCAAGGCUGCUUGCUUGCCUUUGCCUGGGUACAGAGUAAGAGAAAUUACAGAAAACCUGAUGGCUACAGGUGAUCUGGACCAAGAUGGAAGGAUCAGCUUUGAUGAGUUUAUCAAGAUUUUCCAUGGCCUAAAAAGCACAGAUGUUGCCAAGACCUUUAGAAAAGCGAUCAAUAAGAAGGAAGGGAUUUGUGCGAUCGGUGGUACUUCAGAGCAGUCUAGUGUUGGUACCCAACACUCCUAUUCAGAGGAAGAAAAGUAUGCCUUUGUCAACUGGAUAAACAAAGCCCUGGAAAAUGACCCUGACUGUCGGCAUGUCAUCCCGAUGAAUCCAAACACGAAUGAUCUCUUUAAUGCUGUUGGAGAUGGCAUUGUCCUUUGUAAAAUGAUCAACCUGUCAGUGCCAGACACAAUUGAUGAAAGAACAAUCAACAAAAAGAAGCUCACCCCUUUCACCAUUCAGGAAAAUCUGAACUUGGCUCUGAACUCUGCCUCAGCCAUUGGGUGCCAUGUGGUCAACAUAGGGGCUGAGGACCUGAAGGAGGGGAAGCCUUAUCUGGUCCUGGGACUUCUGUGGCAAGUCAUCAAGAUUGGGUUAUUUGCUGACAUCGAACUCAGCAGAAAUGAAGCUCUGAUUGCUCUUUUGAGAGAAGGUGAGAGCCUGGAAGAUUUGAUGAAACUCUCCCCUGAAGAGCUGUUGCUGAGGUGGGCUAAUUACCACCUGGAAAAUGCAGGCUGCAACAAAAUUGGCAACUUCAGUACUGACAUCAAGCUGACUGACUUCUACAGCAAUAUAAAGGACUCAAAAGCUUAUUACCACCUGCUUGAGCAGGUGGCUCCAAAAGGAGAUGAAGAAGGCGUUCCUGCUGUUGUUAUUGACAUGUCAGGACUGCGGGAGAAGGAUGACAUCCAGAGGGCAGAAUGCAUGUUGCAGCAGGCGGAGAGGCUGGGCUGCCGGCAGUUUGUCACAGCCACAGAUGUUGUCCGAGGGAACCCCAAGUUGAACUUGGCCUUUAUUGCCAACCUCUUUAACAGAUACCCUGCCCUGCACAAACCAGAGAACCAGGACAUUGACUGGGGGGCUCUUGAAGGUGAGACGAGGGAAGAGCGGACAUUUAGAAACUGGAUGAACUCCCUGGGUGUUAACCCUCGAGUCAAUCAUUUGUACAGUGACUUAUCAGAUGCCCUGGUCAUCUUCCAGCUCUAUGAAAAGAUUAAAGUUCCUGUUGACUGGAACAGAGUAAACAAACCGCCAUACCCCAAACUGGGAGGCAAUAUGAAGAAGCUUGAGAAUUGUAACUAUGCGGUAGAAUUGGGGAAGAAUCAAGCGAAGUUCUCCCUGGUUGGCAUCGGUGGACAAGAUCUCAAUGAAGGAAACCGCACUCUCACAUUGGCCUUGAUUUGGCAGCUAAUGAGAAGGUAUACACUGAAUAUCCUCGAAGAAAUUGGUGGUGGCCAGAAGGUCAAUGAUGACAUUAUUGUCAACUGGGUGAAUGAAACGUUGAGGGAAGCGCAGAAAAGUUCAUCCAUCUCUAGUUUCAAGGACCCAAAGAUUAGUACAAGUCUGCCCGUUCUGGACCUCAUCGAUGCCAUCCAACCAGGUUCCAUUAACUAUGACCUUCUGAAGACAGAAAAUCUGAAUGAUGAUGAGAAACUCAACAAUGCAAAGUAUGCCAUCUCCAUGGCCCGAAAAAUUGGAGCAAGAGUGUAUGCCCUACCAGAAGACCUGGUUGAAGUGAACCCCAAAAUGGUCAUGACCGUGUUUGCCUGCCUUAUGGGGAAAGGAAUGAAGAGGGUGUGAGGCCCGGUGGGGCCGGGUGGGAGGCGGUGCACUCACUCCUGACUGCCCAGCACAGAUGCUUCCGGGAUGAUUCAAGCCAUUCCAAAGUUCACCUUGGUGACAUUCUACAAGAUUCCAAAAAGCACAUACUAGUGCAGCCAAGUAGCCUCUCCUGUAUUUAACAAAAAGUGCUUCAUUCUUGGCAGGAGGCGCAACCUCCUAUAUAUAGGUCUCUAUUCUUGAUUUAUUUGCUUCUUUGAAAAUCUAGAGGAAAAGAAAGAAGUUAUUUUCCAAGUACCCUUCUCGCUUUUGCCAUUAGUCGAGGAUAGAAGCUGCAGUGAUAUUAAUUUUGAUGUAAUCUUUCAAACCCGCUUCAUGUGGCUUCCCUUUUCUUUGUUCAAGAUGAGGGCCAGGAGGGGAAUCAUCACACCUGCUCUAAACCCUGUUCCUGGAGGUCAGCCUUUGAUCUGUUGCAAGCCCCUCUUUCUGUCCCUUCUUCGUACCCUGCGUCCCAUGACUUUGCUCCUCACGCACUUGGAACCAUGCCUUCUGGAGGCCCCAUCUCUUCUGGCCAUCCUUGUCUCUGGGCCACUUGGAGCGUCUGAUAAAUCAGUCAAGCUGUUGAAGUCUCAGGAGUCUCUGGUAGCCUGUAGAAGUAAGCCUCCUCAUCAGAACCUUUCCUCAAAACUGGACUCCCAAAUAUCAUCAGGUUGUUUUUUUUUCAGCCACUAAGAACCCCUCUGUUUUUAACUCUAGAAUUUGGGCUUGGACUAGAUCUAACAUCUUGAAUACUCUGCCCUCCAGAGCCUUAAUGGAAGGUUGGAUCCAAGGAGGGUGUAAUGGAGCAUCAAGCCACUCGGGGGCAGCAUGGAGCUGUAACUAAGCAUCCUUUAGGGUGCUGCCUCUCCAGGCAUUCAGCCCUCACAUUAGAUUCUAGUUACUGUGGUAUGGCUAAUAUCUGUCCACAUUUGGAGGCAAUCCUGCCUUGCUUUUGCUUCUAGAGCUUAGCAUAUCUGGUUGUUGUCAGGCCAUAUUAUCAAUGUUUACUUUUUUGGUACUAUAAAAGCUUUCUGCCACCCCUAAACUCCAGAGGGGACAAUAUGUGCCAAUGAAUAGCACCCCUAUGCACAUACACACACACCUGGCCAGCUGUCAAGGGUAGAAUGAAUCUAUGCUGGAUAAGAAAUGGCGGGAUUGUGUUAUGAAGAGCUAAUUUACUGGACAAAGAAUUCCAAAGCAAAACAAGAACAAUAUGAAUUUGAGCAACUCUCAUAGGUUAAGCAAUUUCCCUCUAAACCAACUGAAGGCUAAAACGCAACAGGCCAUUGUGAACCAGCACUAGACUCCCUCUAUCAUGGUGAAAGGCUUCAUCAAUGAGGUGUCUUCUUUAGUAGUGGUAUGUAAUGGAACUUAGCCAUUUUUCAAAGCAAUUGAAAUGCAUUGCUCUGGAUCUGUUCCUUGGCAGUGGACUCAGAAAGCCAACAUAUGGCUCCUCCCAGCCCAUCACCAGUAUUUUUGCUGCUUCUGAAUGCAAAGUGGUUGGUUUUGACUUCAGAUUGGACUUACUGUAGCCUCAAAUGGUUUCCCCCAUCCACCUCCGGGAAAAAAGAAUGUUACUGCCUUAAUAAAAAAUGAAAAGAGAAUGAUGCUCAAAAUCUUUCCAAAUAAAAUGUUCCCUAUA
Messenger RNA from Mandrillus leucophaeus (drill), 4138 nucleotides. It is a transcript of the gene LCP1, whose product is annotated as lymphocyte cytosolic protein 1 (L-plastin). Gene Ontology annotation, biological process: actin filament network formation; actin filament bundle assembly. Gene Ontology annotation, cellular component: actin filament; cytoplasm; actin filament bundle. Gene Ontology annotation, molecular function: actin filament binding; calcium ion binding. The record is from RefSeq and is a predicted model, not a curated record. The transcript has 21 exons. The coding region runs from base 568 to 2478 and encodes 636 amino acids. Lineage: Eukaryota; Metazoa; Chordata; Mammalia; Primates; Cercopithecidae.